Molecule: messenger RNA, 954 nt
Organism: Gigantopelta aegis
Lineage: Eukaryota; Metazoa; Mollusca; Gastropoda; Neomphalida; Peltospiridae
Product: sushi repeat-containing protein SRPX2-like
Exons: 3
Coding region: 51-605 (184 amino acids)
Source: RefSeq, a predicted model, not a curated record
UUAGAUAUAACAGAGCUCUGCUUAUUUGGGUUUACACGCAACUCAACAAGAUGUCGAAGUGUUGGUCACGUUUGCUUCUCGCCGCGUCGUGGAUGUGUUUACAAACGGCAACAUUGUCAGAUGGCAAUAAACCUAGAAUUGAAUGUCCUCCACCACAAGUGAAAUACAUCACCAUGAAUACCGAUACCAUCGUCGAAAUUUUCGAUAAAAGUAACGUCAACGUAUCAGAUAACAGUAGGCUUGGUUCAAGUGUGAUGUUUGAUCCUCCAUCAAUAGUUCUAGACCGAACAUCUAUCAACCAUGUACAACAGAUCGAGGCAACAACUACAGAUGCUUCUGGAAACAACAACACCUGCCGAUUUGAGUAUUUAAUAAAAGCUGCCCCCUGUUCUCCUCUGUCCUUGGAGACUCCUCUGCACGGCUCGAAGUCUUGUGCUGCUAAGUUUGGCGGAUCUGGAUUCACGUGCAGUAUAUCAUGUGAUACAGGAUACGUGUUCUAUGACCUGUCAACCUCAAAGACAUCCAUCAGCACGCUACAUCUUCCGUGUGAUACUGGAGUGCCUUGGUCCGUGAACAUACCAGCGUGUGCCGAUGCCAGUAAGUAAACUGUCAAACGAUGAUGAUGUUAAUGACUUCGACAUAUAGAUCGCACGAUAUAGUGGCUGCAGGAAGUGACGUUUUCAGCCAGUUGUUAUAAAAUAAUGAUUUUUUGUUUAAUGAUAUAAACAAAUACAAUACGAGACCAAUGCAAGACAUUUAUUUUUAAAAAUGCAUGUCAUUUUAUAAUUGGAGCUCUCCACUGGAAUAGCUGCACCUUUCUGCUGUAUUAAAGAGAAUGUCCUAAAUGUGCUGCCAUUCUAAUGCAUUUUUGACCCACAGAAAAUUUGUAAUAACAUAUGAAAUGCAUUUUCUUGUUUAUAGUAUCCGUGUCGGUAUGUACAAGAUGUUUCUGAU